ACGGACUUGUUCACCAAACAACCACGCACACAUCACAUUACCCACAACAAACUCGGGACCCCAACUGCUCGCUCUAUUUCUUUCGUCGGAUAUAUACACGUCGCACCCUUGAGAGAAGAGGCGCAGCCACUUGGCUAGCCGUCCAGAAUGCGGCAUUCGCUUUGGCGCUCGCCGGCGCUGCUCCUGGCCGCCACAGCGUCCCUCGUCCAAGCCGUCUACAAGGACGAGGUCGGCCACCUCGACUAUCACUACGAACUGAUUGGCGUACCUCAGAUCGAGACGACUCUCUUUCACAGGCCACGCAAGGACGACCGCGCGAGCCUCUUAUAUACAUUGAGCGAUGUGGGCGUCGUGGGCGCCGUCAACCCCGGCAACGGAGCCGUCGUGUGGCGCCAGAUCCUCACAGGCAAUAAUACACAGGCGGGGGGCCAUCUUCGGGCCGCCGACGGAGAGGACUGGGUCGUAUCGGCCUACGGAAACUCUGUGCACGCAUGGAACGCGCUCUCUGGUCGGAACACCUGGUGGAUGGAUUUUCCCGGCCAGGUCAAGGACCUCGAGCUGAUGGAGCUGACCGAGCAGGAUCGCAAAGAUGUGCUGGUGCUCUUCGAAGAGGAUGACGGCUCGGCGACGCUACGGAGACUCCACGGCCAACAGGGAAAUGUGGUUUGGGAGUUCAAGGAUCACGGGAGGGACGUGCCGCUCCAGGUAUCGAACAAUAUCGAGAAUGUCUUCCUCGUCAGCCUCAUCGGCCCCGUGCCCUCCCAGGGCCUACGGGUGUCCGUGCACGAUCCAGCGACUGGCAGAAGAAUCGAUGAUAUCCCGUUGGCGGCCAAGGGCGAAGUAUCCGGCAAGGAAGACGUCAUCACGGUGGGCGGUAACUCGGCGUCGCCCAUCAUGGCAUGGACCGACAAGAGCACGGCCAAGGUCAAGGUGAACGUGCUAGGCACAAAGACGAAGCAGGAGUUUCCCCUUCCUGCCGACACGGUCGAAGUGGCUCUCCACGCACCGCACCAACUCCAAUCGGAGCCUCGUUUCCUGGUCCACAGCCGAACGAAGCAAGGGAACAAGGGCGAGGUCUACCACAUCAAUCUCAAGAAUAACGAAAUUACCAAGGCGUACGAGUUACCUUUGCUUCCCGGGCUGGGUACCUUUUCCACAAGCUCCGAGGGUGCCAAUGUAUACUUCACCCGCGUCACCCAGGACGAGGUGCUGGUCUUCUCGUCUGAAUCCCACGCCGUUCUCGGUCGUUGGCCCAACAAGCCCGCGGCUCAAGGUGUUCAGGCGGUCCAUGGCGUUUCCGAGGUUGUGAAGAAGGCUGAUGAUAGCUACGCCGUUCGAUCCGCCGUCGUGACGGAUGCAGAUGCAUGGGUUUUGGUCCGAAACGGCGAGACGGGGUGGAGUCGUCCCGAAGGUCUCACCGGGGGUGUUGCGGCUGCCAUCGCCGAGAUCCCGAACGAUGAGGAAUUCGCAAAGACCCUAGAGCAGGAGGCUCAUAGCAGCGUUCUGUCUGCGUACAUUCACCGGGUGAAGCGACAUAUCAAGGACCUGGAGAGGCUCCCCGACUAUUUGGCUUCGAUCCCUGGACGCUUCUCCAGUAGCAUUGUCGAUUCAGAUGUCCCGGCAGCCACGCCACUGGGGCUUGCGCGGGACAGCUUCGGUUUCCACAAAGUGGUCAUUCUCGCCACCAAGAGAGGCAGGCUCUACGCUCUCAACACCGGUGAUCGGGGAAGGAUCAUUUGGUCGAUCAAGCCUUUUGAAAUGCCUCGGGGCCAGCUAUGGGAUGUCAAAGGCAUCUUUGUCCAGAAUGACAAGGGCCUGGUCACGGUCCGCGGUUCUUCCGGCGAUUAUGUGAUUGCCAAGAUCGAGAAUGGCAAACUAGUGGACGUGGUGUCUCCAGGUACAUCGCCUGUGGUUCAGUCUACGGCAGUUGUUGACAGCGCUUCCGGACAAUUUCUCCUCCCCAUCGGACGGGAUGGCACGGUGGGCGACCUUCCCGCUUCUGGGAGACCGGCGCAGACACUGGUAGUACGCGGGAGCGAGGGCGAACUCAAGGGCCUAACCUGGACGACCGAGGACGGCGUGGCCACAGAAAAGGUUUCGUGGCUAUUCUCUCCCCCGGCCGGCGAGUCGAUUGUCGAAGUGGCAAUGCGGGCCGCCCACGACCCCAUCGCGCAAAUCGGACGAGUACUGAGCGACCGGAGAGUGAGGUACAAGUACCUCAACCCGAACACGGCGGUGGUUGCCGGCCUCAAGCCAGACGAUUCGACCCUGACGAUUUACCUCCUCGACACCAUCUCUGGGCAGAUUCUGUCCUCUACGAAACACGAAGAUGUGGACGGCUCCAAGGGAGUAGACUGCGUUAUGGCGGAGAACUGGUUCGCGUGUACCUUCUUCGGGCACCACGCGACCCAGGAUGCCAACGGCCAAGCAGCAGUGCCGGGACGGGGGCUCAGGGGCUACCAGAUCGUGGUCACGGACCUGUACGAGAGCGAGGACCCUAACGACCGCGGCCCGCUCGGGCACGCGGCCAACUUCUCUUCCCUGGAGCCGGUGGACGAGCCGACGGAGGUGCCCCUCCCGUCGCUGGUGACGCAGGCGUGGAUGCUCUCGGCCCCGAUGACGGCGCUGGCGGUGACGCAGACGCGGCAGGGGAUCAGCAGCCGGCUGCUGCUGGGGUACCUGCCGGAGGAGCACGGCAUCGUGGGGAUCCCGCGGCAGAUGCUCGAUCCGCGCAGGACGGUCGGGCGAGACCCGACCCCGCAGGAGGUGGAGGCGGAGGGGCUGAUCAAGUACGGGCCGGUGAUCGAGGUGGAUCCGCGGCAGGUGGUGACGCAUCUGCGGGAGGUGCUCGGGGUGAGGGAGAUUGUGACGGCGCCGGCGGUGGUGGAGAGCACGAGCCUGGUGUUCGCGUACGGUGUGGACGUGUUUGGGACGCGGGUGGCGCCGAGCAUGACGUUCGAUAUGCUGGGGAAGGGGUUCGAUAAAUUGACCCUGAUCGGGACGGUUGCGUCGCUGGUUGUUGGUGUCGCGUUGUUGCGGCCUUUGGUCCGAAAGAAGCAGACGGACUUGUGGUGGAAGGCUCCAAGGUAAUUCCGUCAUACUGGUAAGGGAGGCAAAGAACGAAAAGCGAGAAACGAAAGAGAAUGUUGUAUGUAUUAUACGUAUGAACAUGACCCGGUUCGCGAUAGACGAUGCGCUCAGGGGGCUUGGGAGACUCGACACUGAAGUUGGGGACAGUCGUUCGCCGUCGUUAUGAUAUGUGUUUUGUGUUUUGCUUUGUUCAACUUGGCCUCGAAUGCUCCCUGGGAGUGGUGGCAGUUCUUCGGAUGGUUUGUAUUUGUUGAUGAAGGUGGUAGCUGAGAACAAGUGCCACACCCAUCUCGAGGCUGUCUGCCCAAAGACAGAUGAUAGUAUAUGGGGCACAUCUGUUUGUUGAUCCUAGAACAUCCCACCUAAGAUGUUCUCCUAUCUCCUCGCG
Messenger RNA from Sodiomyces alkalinus F11, 3478 nucleotides. Its product is annotated as DUF1620-domain-containing protein. Lineage: Eukaryota; Fungi; Ascomycota; Sordariomycetes; Glomerellales; Plectosphaerellaceae. Gene Ontology annotation, biological process: protein folding in endoplasmic reticulum. The record is from RefSeq and is a predicted model, not a curated record. Bases 148 to 3090 code for a protein of 980 amino acids. Gene Ontology annotation, cellular component: EMC complex. The transcript is spliced from 2 exons.